GGACUUUUGGCUGACUUAUCGGGACAGCGGGACAAAACGCUGAAAAGCGGGACGUAUGACUGUCAAACGAGUAACAAUGAUCUUCUCAAGUUGUGUCUCCAUUUUGAUCGUUUGUUUGUUGUCCAGCCCGGUAGUUGGAAAACCAGGAUAUCGCCGUGAUAACAACAAUUGCGCAUUGCCUGUGUCGGCUGAAGUCAAUUAUAAUAUGCUUCCUGAUUCUUGGUAUCAAAUUCUAAACACCAAUGGUCCAGUUGAACGCGAUGUACCAUGUUAUGCGAUCAAAUAUUUUAGAGAAACUCCCGACGGAAUUUUUGCUGAGUUCCAGGGUAUUUCAUCAGCGGAAAAAGAUACAAUGUCACUCAACGGAGUCAUACCCUUCCGUUGGUAUAAGAAUGGAACUUCAAUCACAAGAUUCGACACAAGUUUCGAAUUUCUGUGGUUAAAUUUGGCAAAACAUAACGGAGCAAGUGAACAUGAAUCGGAAGUGCUUCAAUACAAUUAUGAGCAUCCGAUGAGUUGCUUCACAGAUUAUGAGCAUUAUCUCAUGUGCUUGAAGUGUGGUGGAGAAGGUCCUAAAAACAUAUGGGUUCACAGUCGUAAUCCUCAUCCCACGGCAGAAGAUAUUCUACGAGUGCACAACAAGCUUGUUACAAUCGGAGGUGGCUGGAGCGCAGUUCCCUUGUACUUAUCCGGUUGUCAUAAAUUUAGCAUGACUGAAACGGUUGCUUACUAAAAUGAUAAUGUC
This is a messenger RNA of Styela clava, 745 nucleotides long. The record is from RefSeq and is a predicted model, not a curated record. NCBI's taxonomy places the organism in Eukaryota, Metazoa, Chordata, Ascidiacea, Stolidobranchia, Styelidae.